Physcomitrium patens is the source of this 2038-nucleotide messenger RNA. RefSeq lists its product as uncharacterized. The record is from RefSeq and is a predicted model, not a curated record. NCBI's taxonomy places the organism in Eukaryota, Viridiplantae, Streptophyta, Bryopsida, Funariales, Funariaceae.
GAUGGGGAGAACAAUUCCAGCAUAGUGAAGGUGACUGGCUGAAAGCCGAUCAACGACUCUGAUGGCGAGUGAGAGUCAAGCGAUAAGAGCGAAUCAUCGAACAACUUCCAUGGCUUCAGAUCAUCAAACCGCGUUUCCACCGAUCGACUACUGCAUCUACGCCGCAUGCUGGAGGAGACGUUCCCUUUAAGUCUGCGACGAUCUUCACAGGCGAAUUCAGAUGAACAGGCAUCAAUCAUUGCGGUGUAGUUUUCUUUACAAAGUGUAGAGCUCGGGUGGAUAUCGUAGAUGCUUACUUGUCUGCCUGCUGGUCAAUUUCAGUGGCCAUCUUCCUAUGUUCCUUGAAGACGGACGAGUUCCUGAAUCUGAUGUGCGACUUGAAGUUUCUUGAAGAUUUUUGGCUGCGAGAAACUUAAUCCUGCGCCUCUUGCAUCCUGGAAUUCUGAGUUUCUGGUGGAGUCAUCCCUCGGGAGACUGUUCGUUUGCCUGUCAGUAUUGAAGAGAAGGGGACGGGGGUUCGAUCGAUAUGGGGUCUGGACAGGUGAUGGUGAUGCUGCUGCUGCUGUCAUGUGUGGCCUUCGAGCCGGCGGAUGGUGCGUUCUUGUCGUGGUCCGAAUCGGUGCUUCAGUUGUUCAGUACUGCAGAGCAACCAAGUGCUUGCGGCCCGAAGGUGGGCAUUGAGACACCCAAGUGCAAGGUGAUAUUGAAGAAGAGGGAUUACGAGCUCCGGAGGUGCAACAGCAAAGAGAUAUGGGUGGAGACAAUGUUGGAGAACUCAACCUACGAGUCUGCAACUAUCACAGGCUUUUACCGUUGCACGAACUCUCUGGGCUUUGAGAUAACCGCUCCGGUGUACAUUACACCAGUUCCUCGUUCGAACGGGUACAAGGUGGCUUUCUUUGUGUCUAGCAGAAUCAAAAAUGUCAACGAUUUGCCAACCUCAACAGAUCCCGAGGUUUAUUUCUACCGACCUGAGGGAGCUGUGAAGGCCGUCCUUGGUCCUUUCGGAGGAUUUCCCACCGACAAGGACUACGCAGCCAAGGUUGUCGAGUUGAAGAAAGCGCUGGACAGGGAUGGACUCAAAUACGACGAGAAGUCUACACUUUUUGCCGAUUACAGCAGCCCACUGCAGUUCCGCAAUCGGAAGCAGGAAGUCCAUGUGAACAUCAUCUCUCACAAUGCAUUCGAAAGGCUGCAUGUUUUAAAGUGGCUCCCUCAGUGAACAUAAGCUCCAUGAUUAUACGCCAUGUUUGUGUUUUGUUUCAUUUCUUUUUCCAUCAUCUUAUUGCUGCUCUUGUGGAAAGACCAUUUCGAAACGAUCGCAUCCAGCUUGAGCAAAGAGGUCGUCUUCGAUGUUCCGCGAAAGAGCAUAGUAUUGCAGACCUUACCCAUCCACUGGGUUGUCAUGCUCCUCCUCCUCACGAAUCGAUCGAGGACAUCACAGAGAAACCAACUCAAAUUUAUAUAUAUAUUUUUUCCCUUGAUCACUUUGAUUUGGUGAGUGGAGGCAAGACCAGCCAAAUGUGGAAGAAAAAUGGAUUGCUCGAACUUUUCUAUUACUUCCCUAAAUGUUGCCCCCAAACCUUGAAGACACCGAUCAAUCAACGCGUGAAAUUAAUGCGUCUCUUUUUCGAGGGGGGGAAAAACUCGUUUCCUGUUCGAACCUUGGCAAGGUUUAGUGAGAUUUCAUCUCGGUCGAUGCCAACCCCAGUCUUGUCAGCAAGUUUCCAGCAUAACUAAAAACUCUUUGUCUCUAUGGGAAACUCAUUCUGGAAAGAUUCAAUAAGCUUCGGAAUACAAAUGCGUAUGAUCUAGAGGAGGUUUCGAACACUUCGUACAACACUUACCUUCUCAUGGAAUAACUUGGCUAAAGAGCAAAGUUUUAGGGCUAAUGGGCAAGACCCAUCUUUUGUGAAGCACUUGGGUUGGAUUGUAAGUGUUUCGAACACAGUGGUUGUAGUCGUCGAUUCCAAUUAUAAUAUUGAUUUUGAGGAAGGAACUUUUGGCCAAAUAUAAUUAACACAAAAGCAUUCUUUUA